Messenger RNA from Trichoderma aggressivum f. europaeum, 612 nucleotides. RefSeq lists its product as uncharacterized. The coding region runs from base 1 to 612 and encodes 203 amino acids. Lineage: Eukaryota; Fungi; Ascomycota; Sordariomycetes; Hypocreales; Hypocreaceae. The record is from RefSeq and is a predicted model, not a curated record. The transcript is spliced from 5 exons.
AUGGCUACCAAGACCAACAUUACGCUUUACACCGCGUCAACUCCAAACGGGAUCAAAGUUCCAAUCCUGCUUCAAGAGCUUGGGCUCGACUACAAGUUGUACCGCGUCAAGCUCAGGGAGAACGAGCAGAAAGAGCCAUGGUAUCUGGAAAUCAACCCCAAUGGCCGAAUCCCCGCCAUCACAGAUGAAUGGUCCGACGGACAAAAGAUCCGUGUUUUUGAAAGCGGACCUAUCAUGGAGUACCUCGUUGACCGCUACGACAAGGACAACAAAGUCUCAUAUCCAAGAGACUCCCGUGAAUAUUGGGAGGUAAAGAGCUGGCUCUCAUGGCAGAUCGGUGGCCUGGGCCCCAUGCAAGGACAACUAGAGCAUUUCCGAAGAUUCGCAACCGAAAAGAUUGAGUACAGCAUCAACCGCUACGCCAAUGAGACUCAUCGCCUCUAUCGCACCAUGGACACCCACCUGGCCAAAUCUCCACACGGGCUGCUCGUCGGCGACCGCGUCACUAUCGCCGAUAUAGCCUGUUUUGGCUGGAUUGUCAAUCACGGCAAGUCCCUUUCCUAUAUAUACUAUUCUCGGACGGUGUUUCUCUUCAAGAGUUUCCCCAUAUAG